AGAACAAAAUAAUUGUCCUAAAAAUUGUCCCCAAAAUUAUUACAAAAUAGUUAUCCAAAUAUAAUUACCCGUGAAAUAUAGCAAUAACCAAAUAAGAAAACCGACAGAAAACAUAUGAAAUGAAAAAAAAUAAAUGAAAAGGCGACUCAAAAGUGGAGGAAACGGAAGCGGAGGAAACUAACGGCGGUAGACGGAACCCAACGAGCGUGACCGUUACAGUUGAGUUAUCUAACCAAUCAAUCAAUCUUCACUCACUCACAUAACACCUUUGUUAACCCCUCACCUCACCAACGCUUCGUUCAUUUUCCUCUCUCCGUCGCAGCGGCCAAAUUCAUGGUCGCGUAACCGUUUUCUCCGCCCAUUUAAGCCUCCUGCUUUCACACCAUGUCCUCCAUCACCUCCGUUGAACUCAACUUCCUCAUUUUUCGCUAUCUCACCGAAUCAGGUUUCACACAUUCUGCUUAUACUUUUGGCAAUGAAGCUGCCAUUAACAAAUGCCCCAUUGAUGGAAAUUUGGUACCGACAGGUGCUCUUGUUACAUUUGUUCAAAAGGGACUGCAGUACUUUGAGAUGGAAGCCAACUUGAAUAAUUGUGAUGCAGAAGUGGAUGAAGAUUUUUCAUUCUUACAACCUUUGGAUCUUAUCACAAAAGAUGUGCAUGAACUUAGGCAAAUGGUUAGUGAAAAAAGGAAAAAACUACAGAAGGAGAGAAAUAAAGAAUUAGAAAAGGAGCAUGAAGCUGAACGUGGACGGGCAAGAGAAAAGGAAAGACAUCAAAGGGAGAAAGAAGUUGAAAAGGAUAGAGAGAAGGAGAGGGUAAAAAUUGCAAAGGAGCGUGAACAUGUUAAUAAGACUGACAGAGAAGUGGUCAGAGAUCAAGACAAGGUUGCUGCAAAGCAUACUGACAGAGAAGUGAUCAGAGAUCAAGACAAGGUUACUGCAAAGCAUACUGACAGAGAAGUGAUCAGAGAUCAAGACAAGGUUACUGCAAAGCAUACAGACAGAGAAGUGGUCAGAGAUCAAGACAAGGUUACUGCAAAGCAUACAGACAGAGAAGUGGUCAGAGAUCAAGACAAGGUUACUGUAAAGCAUGAAGUGAAUGGAACUGUUGGAGUAGGACCAGAACCAAUGGAGAUAUGUACGACAUCAACAUCUCAGCCACGUCAAAUUCCUAGUUCAGAUGUGACAAUAUUGGAAGGGCAUACUUCAGAGGUGUGUGCUUGUGCUUGGUGUCCUUCAGGAUCUCUUCUUGCAUCGGGGUCUGGGGAUUCGACAGCUCGUAUUUGGGCCAUACCAGAAGGAAGAAGUAAGCCUGGUUCACAGAGUGUCCUUCCGGAUGCGUUAGUGUUGAAGCAUGUCAGGGGUAAAACAAAUGAAAAGAGUAAAGAUGUCACUACACUUGAUUGGAACGGGGAGGGGACACUUCUUGCAACUGGUUCAUAUGAUGGGCAAGCAAGAAUUUGGACAACUAAUGGUGAACUGAAGAGUACAUUAAGCAAACACAAGGGACCAAUAUUCUCUCUGAAGUGGAAUAAGAGAGGCGAUUAUAUCUUGACUGGAAGUUGUGAUCAAACUGCGAUUGUUUGGGAUGUGAAGGCAGAGGAAUGGAAACAACAAUUUGAAUUUCAUUCAGGUCCAACACUUGAUGUUGACUGGCGCAGCAAUACGUCUUUUGCCUCAAGUUCCACUGACAAUAUGAUAUAUGUCUGCAAGAUUGGUGAAACCCGUCCUGUACAAACUUUUGCCGGACACCAGGGGGAAGUUAACUGUGUCAAAUGGGAUCCCACAGGCACAUUGCUGGCGUCCUGUUCUGAUGAUAUCACAGCAAAGAUAUGGAGUUUGAAGCAGGAAAAGUAUCUUCAUGAUUUAAAGGAGCAUUCCAAGGAGAUAUAUACCAUCAGAUGGAGCCCCACUGGUCCGGGUACAAAUAAUCCUAACAAAAAAUUGGUAUUAGCUAGUGCCUCAUUUGACUCGACUGUAAAACUAUGGGAUGUCGAACUUGGGAAACUCAUCUACAGCUUGAGUGGACACAGGCAUCCCGUAUACUCUGUUGCAUUCAGUCCCAAUGGUGAGUAUAUAGCCAGUGGGUCUCUUGACAAAUCCUUGCACAUAUGGUCGUUGAAGGAAGGCAAGAUUGUCCGAACAUAUGCAGGCAGUGGAGGCAUUUUCGAGGUCUGUUGGAAUAAGGAGGGUGACAAGAUUGCUGCAUGUUUUGCCAAUAAUACGGUUUGUGUUUUGGAUUUCAGAAUGUGAUCCUGAGAAACACCAUGCAUGUUCUCCUGUGGCUGGUACAUUGGAUUCUUUCUUUUCCUUCCUUUAGCUUAGAUUGGUGGAAGUGUAUUUUGGUGGAUAGGUUUACCAUUUUAAUUUGUAGGCAUAACUUGUUGUUCUUGGAUUCUGUUGUAAUUUGUUAGAAGAAAGUAAUUUGUAGGAGUGCAUAUUUUUAAAGAGCAAAAAUGUACAGAUUUAGUCGGACAAUAUCCUGUAUAAUUAUCGCUUGACUUCAGUAUUGUGUAUGUAGUUGCCUUUUCCUGCA
Molecule: messenger RNA, 2536 nt
Organism: Trifolium pratense (red clover)
Lineage: Eukaryota; Viridiplantae; Streptophyta; Magnoliopsida; Fabales; Fabaceae
Product: WD40 repeat-containing protein HOS15-like
Exons: 14
Coding region: 385-2253 (622 amino acids)
Biological process (GO): regulation of transcription by RNA polymerase II
Cellular component (GO): histone deacetylase complex
Molecular function (GO): protein binding; transcription corepressor activity
Source: RefSeq, a predicted model, not a curated record